Molecule: messenger RNA, 9640 nt
Organism: Delphinapterus leucas (beluga whale)
Lineage: Eukaryota; Metazoa; Chordata; Mammalia; Artiodactyla; Monodontidae
Source: RefSeq, a predicted model, not a curated record
CAUUUUCUUGCUUCUCUUUGGAAUGUAGUCACUUACAUUUGUGUCCUAAAAUGAUAUAAUUUAGGUUUGGCUGACUUUGAACUUACAUGAAUAGAAUCAUAUUAUGUGCUCUCUUGUGUCCAGCAUCUGUCACUCAUUUCACUUAUUUAGCUUGUUACAUUUGUGAGAUUUUAUCUGUGUUAUUGGUAUCCAGUGCCCUUUUUUAAAAAGCCUUUCUAUAUUUGCCUGUCUCCCCUGCCUCGUUUUUUUUUUUUUUUAAACUUAGGGUCCCUGUAACUCUAAAUGCUUUCUGAUAUUUCUACUUUGCCUUCAUAGAUUUCCUGCUAAAUGAGGUCUGAAAACUAAAACUUCUGGAUCCCAGUUUUCUGAACUGACCUGACUGCCCCAAGUUUGAUGACAUUUGUUUAGAUGAGACUACAUCUUUAAGGCUUCUGUGCUCGGUUAAAAAUCUUCCUUUCUCCAAGGCUGGUCCAAGGGUCUGGUCACGUGAUUCCAACGGUGACAUCACAUUCUGACCGCCAGGGAACACUGGUGGUUCUUUAGGUGGCGUUUGUUCCUGUGAAAGGCAGAGAAUGCAGCAAGUGCCCUUCUAAAGCAGUUCAGACAGGGGCUCCUUCUGUAAAAGCUCCUCAACCUAAAUGAGCAAAUGCGGGCUGCCAAGGUUAUUUCUUCCUUGAGGCAGAAAAAAAGAAAGCUGUGAUUGAAGAGGAUAAGUCAUACAAUGGUGGAGGAAUAGGUUCUUCAAAUAGGAUGAUGGACUUCUUGGAGGAGCCAAUCCCUGGUGUGGGGACCUAUGAUGAUUUCAAUACAAUUGAUUGGGUGAGAGAGAAGUCUCGAGACCGGGAUAGGCACCGAGAGAUUACCAAUAAAAGCAAGGAGUCAACAUGGGCCUUAAUUCACAGUGUGAGCGAUGCUUUUUCUGGCUGGUUGUUGAUGCUACUUAUUGGGCUUUUAUCAGGUUCCCUAGCUGGCUUGAUAGACAUCUCUGCUCACUGGAUGACAGACUUAAAAGAAGGUAUAUGCACAGGGGGAAUCUGGUUUAACCAUGAACACUGUUGCUGGAACUCCCAGCAUGUCACCUUUGAAGACAGAGACAAAUGCCCAGAGUGGAAUAGCUGGUCCCAGCUUAUCAUCAGCACGAAUGAGGGAGCCUUUGCUUACAUAGUCAAUUACUUCAUGUAUGUCCUCUGGGCUCUCCUAUUUGCCUUCCUUGCCGUAUCUCUUGUCAAGGUGUUCGCACCGUACGCCUGUGGCUCCGGAAUCCCUGAGAUAAAAACUAUCUUGAGUGGUUUCAUUAUUAGGGGCUAUUUGGGUAAGUGGACCCUGAUUAUCAAAACCAUAACACUGGUGCUGGCAGUGUCAUCUGGCCUGAGCUUGGGCAAAGAGGGCCCCCUAGUGCACGUGGCUUGCUGCUGUGGGAACAUCCUGUGCCACUGCUUCAACAAAUACAGGAAGAAUGAAGCCAAACGCAGAGAGGUCUUGUCAGCUGCAGCUGCAGCCGGUGUAUCUGUAGCCUUUGGGGCACCUAUUGGCGGAGUAUUAUUCAGCCUGGAAGAGGUCAGCUACUACUUUCCCCUCAAAACACUGUGGCGUUCGUUUUUUGCUGCUUUAGUGGCAGCAUUCACUCUGCGCUCCAUCAAUCCGUUUGGGAACAGCCGCCUGGUUCUAUUUUAUGUGGAGUUUCACACCCCAUGGCAUCUCUUUGAGCUCGUGCCCUUCAUUCUGUUGGGCAUAUUUGGUGGUCUGUGGGGAGCUUUGUUUAUCCGCACCAAUAUUGCCUGGUGUCGGAAGCGUAAGACCACCCAGUUGGGCAAGUAUCCUGUCAUAGAGGUACUCGUCAUGACGGCCAUCACUGCCAUCCUGGCUUUCCCCAAUGAGUACACCCGUAUGAGCACAAGUGAGCUCAUUUCUGAGCUGUUCAAUGACUGUGGCCUUCUGGACUCCUCUAAGCUCUGUGAUUAUGAGAACCGUUUCAACACAAGCAAGGCGGGUGAGCUGCCCGACAGACCAGCUGGUGUGGGAGUCUACAGCGCAAUGUGGCAGCUGGCCUUGACACUCAUACUGAAAAUUGUCAUCACUAUAUUCACUUUUGGCAUGAAGAUCCCUUCUGGCCUCUUUAUCCCUAGCAUGGCUGUUGGUGCUAUAGCGGGUCGGCUUUUGGGAGUAGGGAUGGAACAGCUGGCUUAUUACCACCAUGACUGGGCCAUCUUCAAUAGCUGGUGCAGUCAAGGAGCGGAUUGUAUCACCCCUGGCCUUUAUGCGAUGGUUGGGGCUGCAGCCUGCUUGGGCGGGGUGACUCGGAUGACUGUUUCUCUUGUUGUCAUAAUGUUUGAACUAACUGGUGGCUUGGAAUACAUUGUGCCUCUGAUGGCCGCAGCCAUGACAAGCAAGUGGGUGGCAGAUGCUCUUGGGCGGGAGGGCAUCUAUGAUGCCCACAUCCGUCUCAAUGGAUACCCCUUUCUUGAAGCCAAAGAAGAGUUUGCUCACAAGACCCUGGCAAUGGAUGUGAUGAAACCCCGGAGAAAUGAUCCUUUGUUGACUGUCCUUACUCAGGACAGUAUGACCGUGGAAGACGUAGAGACCAUAAUCAGUGAAACCACUUACAGUGGCUUCCCAGUUGUGGUGUCCCGGGAGUCCCAAAGACUUGUGGGUUUUGUCCUCCGAAGAGACCUCAUUAUUUCAAUUGAAAAUGCUCGAAAAAAACAGGAUGGAGUUGUGAGCACUUCUGUCAUUUAUUUCACCGAGCAUUCUCCUCCAGUGCCACCAUACACCCCACCUACCCUCAAGCUUCGGAACAUCCUGGAUCUCAGCCCCUUCACUGUGACUGACCUUACACCCAUGGAGAUCGUGGUAGAUAUCUUCCGCAAGCUGGGACUGCGGCAGUGCCUGGUUACACACAAUGGGCGAUUGCUUGGAAUCAUUACCAAAAAGGAUGUGCUAAAGCAUAUAGCACAGAUGGCGAACCAAGAUCCUGAUUCCAUUCUCUUCAACUAGAAUCACAGGGUUGUACUGGAUAUAAAACAGGAAGGACAUUGCAGACCAUGGAUAUAUUUUAUUAACUGGGUACCCAAAAAACAUUUCCCACAUUUGGAUGGUGAAGUUAUAUUUGUGUGUUGUCUCUUUCCUACAAGUUAACCAGUUGCACUACAUAAUCUCUGGAAAUUAAUCUUCUCUUUAGGAGAAAAUUCAGUUAGGCUUCUGUGAUAUUGCAUUAGGAAGAUUUCAUGAAAGAGUAAACAAGAUUGCUAUGGUUUAAUUCUUUUUCUUUCUUUUUCUAAAGAUUUUUUUAAUUUACAACAUAAGUAUUAGCCAAUAUGCAAUCACUGAAAACUAUGCAAGAAAAAUUCCAACCAUCCUGACCUAUAGCCUGCAGGAAGCUCAUGAAAAAGUCACUUUUUUGGACUCUGUCAUUGGUGGAAGAUGAAGUGUAAACCAGGGACUUUGCUUUUCCAACCACAGAAAGGAAAGCCAGAAGGAAAAUAGGAAUGGUAUUUUCCAGACUGUGAAUUCAGUUCAAAUGUUAUCUUGUUCUUGUUACAAUAUUUAGCAUUAUUAGUUUAUGUGUGUGUAUGUGUAUGUUAAGUUUAAUACCUGAUUAUAAGACAAUGCUGCUUUGGUUAAUCUCCUCUAAAUGAAUGUAGAGAGGUUGACUUUUAUAGCUUGCUUGUUCCUGGUACUCUUUUGAAGUGCACAAAAGAUAAGUUAUAGAAUUUUCUCCUUGUCUGCAAAAAGGGUAAUUUUCCAGAUGGCCUUUGUUAGCUAGUAGACAAGGACUUUGCCACGAAUUUGUUAGUAGCAAGGAAUGAUUUCUCCAUCUUCCGUGAAACGAAUGAUUAGUAAAGUUCUAAGCAAAGUCAAUGACCAGGACUUUCACAUUUUUGUGAGGUCCCAACUCUUACCCAGAUGCCACCUCCAUGAGUGAUGGUGCUUUUGGCUUCUGGAAUAUGUAAGAAUAGUAAAGGGAACCAAGUCUAGACUGCAUACUGGUAAACCAGGGAAGAUCCCGAACUGUAUCUGCGUUCUCAUGCAUUCCUUCAUAACAACCACCAGUACUAAAAUGACUGCGCACUCAUGCGUCCUCCCAGUGUUAAGUACAUAUAUAUAACAGGCCAGUGUUGUCCCCGUGAUCGUGAAUUUAGGCUUGGGGUACUUUCAGGUAUAUUCAAGGCAUUGGAACAGGAUAGGCAGCUGUGACUCUCUUGAGGCUCCUUAGAAUUCUAAAUAAAAUGCAGAACCUUCCUGAGACCCAGGGGUGUGGACAAGGCCUGGUGACACCAAAGGUGCUUGUAUACAAUUGAAAAGGUGCCUGUCUCAAUUUCCUACCACCUUUACUGCAGUAGAAAAUAUCACACUCUAGGGACACCUGGUGGAGUUACAGAGCCACCAUCAUCAUUCCGACUACUGUUUCGUUUUCUACAGUUUUACCCACGUGCUGUUGUUCCCCCUCCAUUCUCCCUUUCCCACGCCUCAGUCCUGAGUACUGUCUUUGGGAUUGAGUAGUGUGCCCGGUUAAUCGUUCCUGUUACAAAAAAAUAACUCCCAGGGCUAGUUAAAUUGUAAACCCAGCCUCUACAAUCUUACAGCCCAUGGACGAGAGGUGACGCACAACCAUUUGCUUUGCUUUAUAGCCCAGUAGCUCCAUUUCCAUGCUGACGCCCACAGCAGUGAGACUCAAAUGCUAGGGGUGGGAGUUGAGCCUUUCCCAUUUUACAAGUCUGUUCCCAGCGCUUCCCACCAUGCUUCUAGCCUAGAAUCAGCAGUCACUCGGCACAGCCUCUCCUCCCACUCCAAGCACCUCAGCGUACCUCAUUUUAAAAGUUGUCUAUCUCUGAUUCUAGGAUUUUUUACCCCUAGUUUCUUAUCUUUCCAAAAUCUGAAAUUCUUUUAUUGCCUAGAACUGGGGAGCCAAGGCUUAUUUUGAUUUUUAUCUUUAAAAUAUCAAGGCAGUCACCAGAGUUUCUCCUUUUAAGUAUAUCACUCUAGCAUUUUAAUGAAAAAGACAAAAACCUCCCUAGGUUAUAUUAUAUUAUAGUCACGACUCAGUAACUUCACGUCUUUUGUCCCUUCUGUACCACUGAUUCCCUCACACGAGAUGAGGCUAUUUGCCUGACCACCGCGUCUGUUGUGCGCAAAUCAAAGUUCUUAUGUGUGUACUUCUGGUUCACUACCUGUCUUUUCUUAUCAGCCGUCCAACUAAAGUUUGCAAAACAGGAAAUGCUAGUAUCUCUGGUAUUUGGUGAUGGUGAAAGGUUUGGUCGCAUUUCAUAGUACAGCAGUGAUGUGGAGAGUGUCUAAGUUUGCCUUUGCGUUUCUUCUAGGCUCUGUUUUUGAUUUGAGACAGAUGAGCCAGUGUUCAGGUGCUACUUCAGAGAAUAAAUUCAAGAAAUCAGAUAACACUGUGCCAAGGUAUACUUUCUAGAUACUAAGCACCGAUUGGCCCUCCAGAGAAUAAUAUCCCUUUGAUACCUCACUCCUGAUAAAUCUCAUUCAUUAACCUCAGCUUCUCAGGAAUCCUUGUAACUCGUAUGCUAGAAGUAGCUGUAGUGUAUGGUAUCCAUUAUAUGUCCAGUCCGAUGGUUUGGCUCCAAGUUUGGCUAAUUGUGGUAGAGCUCUCUGCUAGACUGCUAGCUCAGCACCUUAACCCUCAGAGUUUCUUGUCUUGAGGCAAAGGAAAAUGUUCUUUCUGCCAUUGCCAAUUCAGCAGUUGGACAUACUUAAACCAACAAAGCUGAUAUAGGGGGGUCUGUCAGUAGUCUCAAAUGGCCACAUACCUCAGUGGCAAAAGACUGGAUAAUCUGUGAUUUAAAAAUUAGUAUGAGCCGAGACCAGUCGAUUCUGGUAAUAAGAAAGAAGGUUUCCCGACACACGGAAAGGAUUUACAAAAGAAUGCCAAUAAGUGCUUCGAGAGAGUUAGGGCUUUCCAAGGCAAAAUAUCUGGUAGGCAUCCAGGCCACGAAAGGAAUGAGAGUCUAUGGAUUUGUAAAAGUCUAACUGCUAUAUUUUGUAUCUUCAGAUCUGUGAUGUAAAGAAUUAAAGAAGCCAAAAUAGUUAAGGCAUGAUUAGUUACGCCACUGGCAGAAGCAGGGGACUGAACAAGCAAAAUAAUGGCCACUUUUAAGAUCACUUCUAUUUGGAUGUACGUUCAGACACUCCCCCUCUUUUCUGGCUCUGGUGUCCUUCAGGCUCAGCCCAGCUGUGGAGUAGAGGUGGUAUAAUCCACAGAGCAGAUAUCCUCUGGUGGAUAAUCUGACAUUGAUGGUACUUUGGAUUUGCCAGCUGGCAGAGCAGUCGAUUAAUUUGCUGAUGGAACUGCAAAGCAGUUCCGUUCUUUUGGCACCAGAGGCUGAAUCUGAACCCUUUACAGGAAGAGCAGAGAAGAAGCAUAAAUGUCUCUAGCAAGUCUUCAGUUGUGCUUGAACACAAGAAUGAUAAAGUAAUGGGGACUUUGUGUGGUCUAAGGCUGUGAAGUAAUUCUUAACUAUGAACUUAUGAACCCAUUCAGGUGUCAGGGGAGCAAAUGUGUUUUUUAAAACAGCGUGCAAGAGAGUCGAUCAGGGAAUGUAAUCACUGCUGUAUGUUUUAAGUAUUUGGAUCACCUGUCCCGGUUGGAUCCUGACCUUGAUUUGUUUAGUUAGGUGAUGAGUAGGAAGGUGUACUUGUUACCCCACAGUAUCUUUUGGUUUUGUUUUUUAAUAAAUCACAAGGAGUGCAGUUUUUGAAGUUGAGUUUUUAAUAAAUGAUAGUGAAGACAGUUGAAAAUUUGACAUGACCAGUGUGUUUUAUAUUGCCAGAGUACUUACUGAUGACUGACCACAUUGUAUUGUGAGGAAUCGGUUUACUUUCACUGGAUCAGAGCCAAACGCAGGCCACUCAUCUGUUCAGAGAAAGCAGGAGAGCAUCUUUCAUGGUGGUGCAUAGAGUAUUGAGCUCUUAAAAACUCUGAGAAAAAAUGAGGAGUUCAGAAAGUAAAGGGGAGGUGAAAUAUUGAGUCCUUAAAAAAAAGGUGUCUAAAUAUGUGGUCUGAACUUCAGUGUCCGACGACCUUGAUUUUUUUUUAACCACCUCUGGGAUAACCUGGAUUCCCUUUGGAGAGAGAAUGGAAAGUUAUGGCAGUGGAAAAAGCCUAGUAAGCAAGUAUACGAAUUCUUGUAAGAUGGUGGGAGGAAGGCCAUUCCAUGCCCCAAGCCAAACACCCCGACAUUUAUAAACUGCUUGAUCAUGUGCCUCAAGGAGAGAAAAAAUUAGUAGUCUCCCAAAGACCAGGCUUUCCAAGCAACCAAGAGGCUCAAAGCAGCAUUUGGUGGAGGCAGUCUACUUUUGUGGAGAGGGCUGACCCAAGACCAGACCCUCUUGCGGAGGAGGGCAGCAUCUACUGCCAUUGCCUGAGUGAUAAGCUUUAGGUAGCUUAUCUUGAAUUCUGAUAGCAAAAUAUUUUAAAAAUCUAUAUUGUUAGCCUCCCUGGUAUGUACUUAUUGUAGAUUAAAAAGAAAAAGGUGAGGCUUUCUCAGAGCUCAGGGAGCUGUGUAAAUUUGACCUGUGGUAACCACUGAGCUGUGCUCAGCCUCGAUUUUUGUUGCUUGCCCCAAGGGGAAGAGUUCCUGGACUAGUAGGUGUUAGCAACUUCAAGUUACUCCCUAAAUGUUUGCUGGUCACAGUCUCAUUUCUAAACAUCUGCAUCUUGGCAAAGUUUUGAAGUGAUGUAGGGAGCAAAAUCGGGUUUUCCACCUCGUAGUCUGAUUUUGCCAAAUCACCCAAGAAAGAAAGAAGGUCUAUGAUGUGCGGAGUUUGCGUUUCUUGGAUGGGACCUAUCAGGUCAUCCAGCCCAAUCCCGCAGUCUUAAAUUCCUACCUCUAAGUUCCUGCCAAAGGGUCUUCAGCCUCUGGGUGCACACUCAUUGAAUGAAUGCCUUGCCUAAAGUUUGGCCUUUUAAGGGGAAGAAAGUGUGUGAUGGUAUAAAAAUAUGAGGGUUUAAAUAAAUGAUCUCUGCCUCUCCUCCUCUUUCCUCCCCACCCCUGUCUCUCCUCACCCCAAUACCCUGAAUUCAAAAAAUUUUCUCAGUUACUCCAAGUGUAUUGUUUUGAAUGUGGACCUUGGGGAGGGAGAGGAUCAUUCUGAGAGUAGAGAAUGGAAGAUACUUCUGAGCUGAUGGGACCAGUGGGGCUUUGCUCCACUGUAGGGGCUAAAGCCAAUGGUAUCUGUUGGCAGUGUCCAGGGCUUUAGCAUCUUAAUGCAGACAUGUGAAGUAUUCAUUGCUAAACCUUGUUAUCAUCUACUAGUCCAAACCUGUUGAAAGCCAGAGGCGGUCUAGGGUUUGAUGAGUGAAAUGCCACCUGGCAGAAUGGAGAUAAGGGAAUGGCCCGAGAUGGUUUUGUCAGGGUAGGAAUGUUUAGCCUCAUUAUCUUAUUGAGUGUACCUCAAGUAUAUGGUCCUUCAAGAGUGUUCCUUUUCCCUCCUCCAUUUCACUUUAUCCCUUCUCUCUCUUUCCCAUUGUCCCGCCUUUUUAGCACUCAGAUUUUAAUAAAUAUUUACUUUUUAUUAUAUAUUUGGUCCCUUGGGACUAUGUAAUGAUUAAGAAUUAAUUUCAUUCUAGGUAAAAAAAUGAUGUGUUUAAUGUUUUGUUCUUUUAAACUGUCUUUUGAAGCUAUGCUGCUAACCAGGUACAGGCCAGAAAGGAGUUGGGCUUGACGGACAGCACCCUGGUCAUGUCACCUAAGGAUGCCAUUGAUGUAAUGAUGGUGACUCUUCUUCAUUUGACCAAGGCCAGCCUCCUGCUCUUACCUCUGUCCAUUCAUUUCUGCCUGUGGGAAAAAUACCACCUGUCAGGUGAGCCAGUGAGGCCAGGAGGAUCAGAGGGGCCGGUUCCAGCCCAUGGACCACUAUAUGAAUGUCUCUGUAAUAAGCUCAUUUGUAGGGCCGGCUCCAACUGCAGUAGCCAAAGAAAACCUGUCUGACUCGACAUUUUAGUUCCUGAGAGUUGGUAAAAGUUCAACCGAAGCUAAGGUAUAGACAUUAGCAGUAGCUAGGCGUCCAGAAACUAGAGUCAACUAAAGCUAAUAGAGUUUCCACAGGAAACUUGGUGCUGAGCUGUUCAGAGCAAUUAUUUAUCUGAGUGUUGCCAACCCUUUAGUCACGCUUUCUUAGCUUUAUUCUAACUUUUAGAGACAUUGGUCCCUGUUCAUAGGCACAGCCUGUACCAAAGCUGUGGCUCACUGCACAGUUCGUUCUGCUCCCUGGUCAAGCAUAGGAACAUAGUCUAAAAAGGAAGAUGUGGGCUGGGGAGUUAGGAGACCUGGUUUCUAUUCCCUGUGCUUCUACUAACUAGCCUCGAGAUCUUAACCGCUCUGUGCCUCAGUGUUCCCAUCUGCAAAAUGGGGAUAGUGUUAAUUGCCCUACCUACCUCACAGGGUUGUUGUGAGGAUAAACUGAGACAAUGAAAGGAAAGUACUUUGACAAGUAAGUGCUAUGCAAAUUGUAAGAAAAGGAAACAAUCACGUUAAAGGCAAUGGAAUGGACUUUGGCAGAAAGGUUAAUGGGAUUGUCCAGCCCUUUCUCUGUGUGGCUUAAACCCAGGUCGCCAUUGCUUUAUACAUUUUUCACUUAGCACAGAUUUGUAAUUAUGCAUGUAAUAAAGCACAGCCUU